AUGUCCACUCAAAUUGCCCUCGCCCUUACCGAGAUUGGGAAGCCCCUAACCAAGAUAUCUGUACCUGGUCCUGAUACAUUCGAGCUCGGGGCAAAUGAGCUCUUGAUUAAACUCACAGCUGCCGGCCUUGCGCCCCAUGAUCAGAAGAUCCGCGACAGGAACUUGAUGAACGUUGGGAGUAGACUACCCGCGAUCCUAGCAGGCGACCUAGUCGGUACCGUCGUGAAGGCUGGUACAGAUGUGUCUUUAUCAUUCCCUAUUGGCGCCCAGAUCUUAGCACAAGCCUCUUUCAAGGUCCCGACUGAUGGCGGGUUGCAAAGUUACACUGUAGUCAACGGGUCAUUCGCUGCAAUCGUCCCACCAGGAAUCCCUGCGACAGAAGCAGCACUCUAUCCCAUCAACGCCUUCACCUCGGUCAUGGCCCUGUUCACCCCUGCGGGCUUUGGACUGCCCUUCCCGCAGACCCCUGAGUCACAAACCUUCGACUAUGCGAGCCAGAAACUGGUCAUUAUCGGAGGCGGCUCGAAUACAGGCAAACUAGCCGUUCAAUUCGCACGAAUCGCAGGCAUUGGAACGAUCAUUGCCAUGGCGUCUCUCUCCAACACGACCGCCUUGAAAGAGUUCGGCGCAACACACGUCAUUGCGAGGCAAGACCCGGACAUUGAAUCCCAAGUCCGCCAGAUCGUUGGGGACGACUUGAUCUACGUCUUUGACACUGUCUCAACCGGAGAGUACAGCCUUGCCUUGUCUCUCCUGUCGAGCACGAAACGCGGGACACUCAUUCAUCUCGUUGGUGGCAAAAUGGACGAAGCUCUCAUUGCCCAGAAGAAGGCCGGCGUCGACCACAGACAUAUCUCAGGAUUCUCAGGUGCUAUCCCAGAGUUUGGAAGGUUGUUCUGGAAAGUCUUCUCGUCUUGGCUGGAGAGCGGCCAGGUCAAGCCAUUGCCUUACACCGUCAUCGAGGGCCUGGACGCGGAUAAGGUGAAUGCCGCUCUAGACCAGUACCGCGACGGGACGGGCUCAGUGCGCUACCAUGUUAAAUUGUAG
This is a messenger RNA of Exophiala aquamarina CBS 119918, 1047 nucleotides long. RefSeq lists its product as uncharacterized. Lineage: Eukaryota; Fungi; Ascomycota; Eurotiomycetes; Chaetothyriales; Herpotrichiellaceae. Bases 1 to 1047 code for a protein of 348 amino acids. Gene Ontology annotation, molecular function: oxidoreductase activity, acting on NAD(P)H. The record is from RefSeq and is a predicted model, not a curated record. The transcript has 2 exons.